Lottia gigantea (owl limpet) is the source of this 597-nucleotide messenger RNA. RefSeq lists its product as hypothetical. Bases 1 to 597 code for a protein of 198 amino acids. The record is from RefSeq and is a predicted model, not a curated record. The transcript is spliced from 7 exons. NCBI's taxonomy places the organism in Eukaryota, Metazoa, Mollusca, Gastropoda, Lottiidae.
AUGAAUUAUUCAGAUCACUCUACAGAGUUACAGCUAGCCAAUGAGAAAAUCCAAUCAGCUGACAAUCUGAAUAACGCCAUUAAAAAGGAGAAUGAAAGACUAGGUAAAUUAGUAAUAGAGCUAGAAGAGAAAGCCGAAGCGUCUGAACUACAGAUUAACAGUAUAUCUCGAGAAUAUAGAAUAUUACUAGAAGAGAAAGAGAAAGAAAAUAAGGAGUUAAAGAAGAAACAGCAUGAGUUAUUGGAAUAUCAGGCUAAGUCAGCGCUGAGUGAUCAGAAUAUACCAUUAUCUCACAGUGCCUCUACACCUUCAUUAUAUUCUUCUAUUACUGUUGAAUUGUAUGAGUUAUUUUAUUGUUCAUUGACGUAUGAAGGUCAUGAUUUUUACCAUGAGUGUUUUAUCACUGGUUUGAGUAAUUAUAAUGAUGAUACAGAUAUUGGCGAUACCAUCAGUUUACAACACGAGGUCAACAGACUCAGACAACAACUACUUCAACUACAGUCAGAGAGUCAACACUGGAAAUCUGUUGCUGGACAACUGGUACCGUAUUGUAAUAAGUCAAUUGUAUUUGAUUCAAGGUACCAGUUUUUGGCAUGA